Messenger RNA from Rotaria sp. Silwood1, 315 nucleotides. NCBI's taxonomy places the organism in Eukaryota, Metazoa, Rotifera, Eurotatoria, Philodinida, Philodinidae. The record is from the annotation of a GenBank genome assembly.
AUGCUUUUUGGACGAUCAUCUGAUAAAACACCAGCUGCACCAGUUGCACCUGCUGGUCCUAGCUUUGAAGAUCAAAUACCAACUUUACGAGAAUUUCUUCGUGAAUAUAAUCGUAUUGCUGAAGUUUGUUUCAAUGAUUGCAUCAAUGAUUUUACAGGUCGAACAACAACAACAUCUGAAAUUUCGUGUGUUAAUAAUUGUUUGGAAAAAUUUCUCAAAGUAACACAACGUAUUUCACAACGUUUUCAAGAACAACAAAUGCUAAUGAAUGAAACUCAAGUUGUUGCUGGAAAGGCUAAAGGUCUUUUUCAAUAA